GUCAGAGAGGAAUGUGUUCUGACUCCCAGUGUCCCAGAUAAGGGGAAAGGCAAGAGCGGAGAACGAGAACACAAAUAUGAUUCAUGAAUUCAUGUGAAUUUGUCAAGUGAAAUGGAGACUGUGGUCAUUGUGGCUAUUGGUGUCUUGGCCACUAUAUUCUUGGCCUCCUUUAUGGCGUUGGUUGUGGUUUGCAGGCAGAGAUACUGCAGAACAAAGAACCUGCUGACACAUUACAAUAACAAACCAACAGUGGAUUUAAUUGGAGCCAUGGAAACACAGUCAGAACCAUCCGAUCUGGAACUGGAUGAUGUGGUCAUCACAAACCCUCACAUAGAAGCCAUCUUGGAAGAUGAGGACUGGAUUGAGGAUGCCUCAGGCCUGGUGUCACACUGCAUAGCCAUUCUCAAGAUAUGCCAUACUCUAACAGAAAGGUUGGUUGCUAUGACCAUGGGAUCUGGUGCAAAGAUGAAAUCCCAAUCAAGCCUUAGUGACAUCAUUAUUGUUGCAAAAAGAAUCAGCCCAAGAGUUGAUGAUGUGGUGCGUUCCAUGUAUCCUCCACUUGACCCUAAACUGCUUGAUGCAAGAACCACUGCCCUUCUGCUCUCUGUCAGUCAUCUUGUACUAGUGACCAAAAAUGCCUGUCAUCUGACUGGUGGGAUGGACUGGAUUGACCAAUCGCUUUCUGCUGCAGAGGAGCAUGUGGCAGUGCUUAGAGAAGCUGCGUUAGCAACUGAACCUGAAAGGCCAAUGACGGGAGCCGACAAUUUUCUGCAGGAGCAAUCUGCCAUCUAACCAGUAGUUUAAAACAAAUCAAUGACUGGCUGGUU
Molecule: messenger RNA, 827 nt
Organism: Xenopus laevis (African clawed frog)
Lineage: Eukaryota; Metazoa; Chordata; Amphibia; Anura; Pipidae
Gene: tmem98.S
Product: transmembrane protein 98 S homeolog
Exons: 7
Coding region: 112-792 (226 amino acids)
Cellular component (GO): endoplasmic reticulum membrane; membrane; plasma membrane
Source: RefSeq, a predicted model, not a curated record